This is a messenger RNA of Choloepus didactylus (southern two-toed sloth), 530 nucleotides long. RefSeq names its product CFAP97 domain containing 1 (gene CFAP97D1). Gene Ontology annotation, biological process: sperm axoneme assembly. Lineage: Eukaryota; Metazoa; Chordata; Mammalia; Pilosa; Megalonychidae. The record is from RefSeq and is a predicted model, not a curated record.
GUGCCUCAUCUCUGGAGUGAGAUUAGGAAGAGAAGAUGAACACUUCCCUGGAUUAUCUGGCCUACCCUGUAAUCGUCUCUAAUCACAGGCAAACUACAACCUUCAGGAAGAAACUGGACUUGUGCCACUACAUAUUUCACAAGAAUAGAAUACAAAUAGUGAAGCCUACGGUUGAUACCAAACCUCCAGCAGCGCAUAUACAUCACGUUUUAAAUUUGAGCAAACUACAGGGUGAACAAAAGAGGAUCGACAAAAUCGAAUACGAAAACAAGCAACUGUGUCAGAAAAUCGCCAAUGCCCACCGCGGCCCCGCCCAGGUAGAUUGCUGGAACGAAUACUUUUCCAAGAGAAUUCGAGGCGCUAUAUCAGAAACACAACAAAAUAUCUUCUCUCCGAAGAUGGCUAGGUUACUCACCACGGAAAAGAUACAGGAGAAGGCCCUAGGAUUUCUUAGCUGCUUGGAAUCUCAAGACAUUCAUGAGUGGCCAAAUGCUCAAUCUUAGGGUGCUACAAUAAAGCUUGGAACAUAA